Molecule: messenger RNA, 1513 nt
Organism: Musca domestica (house fly)
Lineage: Eukaryota; Metazoa; Arthropoda; Insecta; Diptera; Muscidae
Exons: 3
Coding region: 251-1513 (420 amino acids)
Source: RefSeq, a predicted model, not a curated record
AGACGGUGAAACAAGACUGUUGCUUUUCUCAAUAAAAAUAUUUUUCCCUGAAGAUGACUGUCGAAGACAGUCGAAAUAUCGGAAAAUAAAAAUCAAAAUUAUAAAAAGAAAACACUGAUGUUUUUCAAUUGACCUUAAGCCAAAAUAAAGUUAAUAAGAAUCAAUAUACAGGUCAACAAUAAAAAACAACAACAUAAAAAUCACGGAAGGCACCCCGCGCAAGAAUACGAUCUACACAUAAUACAUAAAAAUGCAUUUAUACAAAGAUAUACGGAGAAAAUAUAACACAACCACAAUCAACAAAAUAAAACAAUAUUCAAAAUGUAACAGGCAAACAGCAUCGUUGUCCGCAUCAGUUACAUUUUUAAUAAAAUGCAGAAACAUUGGUAUUAUACCAAACUUCAUACACAACACAACCAAAAACACUUACAAUAUGUUCAAAGCAAACGACAAAAUACCGCCAAAUUUAUUAGCUUCUUUAAAAACACACAACUACAAUUUUCACUUAAAACUACUCAAACUUCUAAUACAGCACAAACAUAAAGAACUGCACAAAAACAAAAUCACAGUUACAAAAACCAAAGAAACACUUCAACAAGUAAUGGACGAGAACGAUUUUUCUCUUCUCAUGGAGAGCGAAAAUCAUUUACAUAAAACACACAACAACAAUAACAAAACAAGACACGUCAGAAAAUACGAAGCACUGCUACAAAAACAACGCGAAAAACUCAACAUUAAACACAACAAUGAGUGGUUUUCGAACAACACAAGCACAGUCAUACCUGAAGAUAUUCAGUGGCUACUUUCGUUGGGACCAAAAUAUGCGUUACCAACAACAAAAGCAUCAUUCCCUUUAUUAAAUGUAAUAGCAGAGAGCGAGGAGUGCGUGCAAACUUUAAUCAAUAAGGAAGAUCAAGAAAACGGGAGAAUAAAACUAGUCUCUCUGAUUGACGACCACUUACAACGGACAAAACUGAGUAUAAGAGAUAAAAUAAUAAUUGACACAGUGGGUAGAACAAAACAAUUUUUAAAACAAAACAAAGAUAUCUUAAUUUUAAAUGCCGAUAAAGGGGGAAAGACUGUUGCUAUGUAUAAGAAUGAAUAUGAUACCAAAAUGAAGAACAUACUGCGGGACAUGUGCAUAUAUAGACGACUAAAACGGGAUCCAACUUAUAACCUACAAAAUAAAAACAACAAAUUGACGGAGAAAUUACUAAAAAUGAAUAUAAUAAAUGUUUUUGAAAAAAACAAAUUGAGUACAAACACAGCAGUUGCGCCAAGAAUUUACGGACUACCCAAAAUUCAUAAAGAAGGAAACCCACUUAGACCGAUAUGUUCAUCAAUAAACUCCCCAACAUAUGAGCUUUCCAAAUACAUCGUGGAUAUUUUAAAACAUUUGACGAAGGAUUCUAGUUAUAAUAUCAAAGACGCGCUGGAUCUAAAAGACAGAAUUAAAGAACAUACCUAUACAUUUAGCUUUGAAGACAAUAACAGAAAAAUGGGACAUUAUUAA